Molecule: messenger RNA, 768 nt
Organism: Phaethon lepturus (White-tailed tropicbird)
Lineage: Eukaryota; Metazoa; Chordata; Aves; Phaethontiformes; Phaethontidae
Exons: 5
Coding region: 1-768 (255 amino acids)
Biological process (GO): transcription by RNA polymerase II; transcription initiation at RNA polymerase II promoter
Cellular component (GO): transcription factor TFIIF complex
Source: RefSeq, a predicted model, not a curated record
AUGCAGAGCUGGUGUAAAGCUAUCCUUCACACAGCCUGGCGAGCAGGAGCAGAGGUCUGCGGCAGGCAGCCCCGCAGCGGCUCUUCUCUGCCCAUUGCUGUCACCUUCCAGCUACAAAGCAGCCCGGCAGCUCCCACCCCUGUUCCUGCUCGCCGGGCUCCCUCCCCACAGCUGGCUUCUGCCUCUGGCUUUGCCGCCGCCGCGUACCUCCUCGUUCUGCUUGUAGGAGCACGGUCCCCGUUCGAACAACAGCUGAGGGAUGUCGUAGCAGCGAUUUUUAAGCGGAGGUGGGCAGCCUCGGAUAACACACUGCCGCCAUGUCCCCAGUCCGUAGACCAGGCAUCACCAGAGCCUGACUUCAUCAGCAUCGGGACACUUACAGAGGAAGUAUCCAUUAGACACAUAUUACAGAUAGAAGAAUCUUCUAAACCUGUAAGGCUAUCACAGCAGCUGGACAAAGCCGUGACCACGAACUAUAAACCAGUGGCUAAUCAUCAAUAUAAUAUUGAAUAUGAGAAGAAGAAGAAAGAAGAUGGAAAACGGGCUCGAGCUGAUAAACAACAGGUGUUGGACAUGCUUUUUUCAGCCUUUGAGAAACAUCAGUAUUACAACAUUAAAGACCUGGUAGACAUAACCAAACAGCCGGUGAUAUACUUGAAAGAAAUUUUGAGAGAGAUAGGCAUCUACAACGUGAAGGGGACCCACAAAAACACAUGGGAGCUGAAGCCAGAAUACAGACACUACCAAACAGAAGAUAAGAGUGAUUAA